This is a messenger RNA of Puccinia triticina, 312 nucleotides long. RefSeq lists its product as uncharacterized. The coding region runs from base 1 to 312 and encodes 103 amino acids. NCBI's taxonomy places the organism in Eukaryota, Fungi, Basidiomycota, Pucciniomycetes, Pucciniales, Pucciniaceae. The transcript is spliced from 4 exons. The record is from RefSeq and is a predicted model, not a curated record.
AUGCCAGAGCUCGCUUAUUUAUGUGCCGGAGGACUAGCGGGGACUGCGCCCAAGUUCGAACAGCAGGAUAUCGACCCGCCCACCUCCGGCGCAGACACUGACCCGUACGCUGCAACGCACUUCUUGAAGAGCACGCACGAGAUCCGGAUGAUUACCUCGGGCCAUAUACACGCCGCACCGGCACCAUUCCGGGCGCAGAAGGCGCAUCCGCCACCCCCAAUCCCGUCCCUCGAGUCUCGAGCCGGCGCCAGCGGCCUCCGUUUGGACCCGAUAACACGUGUUUACGUCAUGAAAGUCUCCCCCGGCCUUUAA